AUUCUUUCCAGGAUUAAUCAGGUAACACAUUUUCUAUAGUUUAUUGUCUAUACAUAAUAUAUUACUACAGUACUGCUGUUUGACUGUGCUCAGUAAACCCCAAGUUACAUUUUACCUUGCUACCUACUUAAUAAUGGGUAACUAAAUCGUUUAGAAUGAUCAAAAUUUUCUCAUUUUGUUAGCAAUCGUAAUGUACUGGAAAUAAUUGCGUUUUAUUGCUAGUAAAUCAGCUUAAAUCCGUAAUUAUUAUGUUCAUAUCUAUAAUUCUGUAUCCUGCAACUCUUUUGUAAUCUUUCAGACGUUCAACAAUGGCGUGCAGAAUGGACGAUGAGCAAGGUUAUGGUGUGAAUCGUUUCGAAGGCGAAGUGAGAGAAGAUCUGCUCUGUUCUGAAGUUAUGGACGACGACGAGCAAGGUUAUGAUGUCAAUCGUUUCGUAGGCGAAGUGAGAGAAGAUCUGCUCUGUUCUGUUUGCCAAGAUGUGCCAAAGGACCCAAGAGUUUGCCAGAAUGAAGAUCAUAUAUUUUGUUUGGCUCAUAUAUCGCGACAUCUGCAUCAAAAUUCUCACACAUGCCCAGUUUGCAGAGACCCCCUGACUCCAGAAACCCUGAAACGUCCUACAAGAUUUUUGAAGAAUUAUUUAGAAGAUCUGAAAAUCAAGUGCGACCACCAUGAUCGUGGCUGUCCUGACGUUGUCCGGCUUGAAGAUCUUCAAAGACAUGUCGAUCAAUGUGGAUUCGCGCCCGUCAUGUGUGGAAAUGAAGGAUGUGAGACCGAGGUCAAUAGACGGGAUCAAGAAAACCAUGAGAAAAAUCUUUGCCAAUUUAGAAUCGCCAAAUGUCACGACUGCAAAGAUAUUAAAGCAAGUCAGAAUGGAAUAAAAGCAAGUCAAGAAGAAAUGAAAGCAAGUCAAGAUGAAAUGAAAGCAAGUCAGAAUGAAAUGAAAGCAAGUCAAGAAGAAAUGAAAGCAAGCCAAGAUGAAUUGAAAGCAAGUCAGAAUGAAAUGAAAGCAAGCCAAGAUGAAAUGAAAGUUCAGAACACACGAAUGGAGGAUGAAAUUAAGGUAAGACCAAAUUUUCUUCGUUUCUUUCAUUAUGUUUGUAUGGCAAUCAUUAUAAUUGUUUUGUAGUAAAACACAGGGUUCGUGCCUGUCUGGAAGAAUAAAAUUCAAAGACUUUUCAAGGACUUUCAAGGCCAUGUAUUCGCAAAUUCAAAGACAAAAGGGCCGAAAAGAAGGCGUUAGAAAUCACUAAAAGUGACGUUAAGUUGGUGUAAUUCAAACGACAACUUUAAUGAAUUGCACAGUUUGGUUGCACAUAAACAAAAUCAAUUUAACAACAUCUUCGUUUUUUUAAUGUGAAACAAUUCCAGGAAAUAUCCAGAAACUAAAGCAUGAAGAAUUUAAGGAUUUUCAAACACUUCUUUAUACGGGGCCGUAGCAACCUGCAGCCCCGCCCAAUAAUUUGCUAAUAAUCAUUCUUUUUUCAAAAUCAUGCAGACCUUUAUCAUUUAAAUAAUAUACCUUUAAAAUACUGACAAUUGAUUCAUUUUAAGCGGCUACAUUAUCCAUGACAAACUGCAAAGAAUGAAAAAAUUACCCAUACUUUUUCCUGCAACUUAUCCAAUAUAUAGUAAAUUAAAUGCGCCUUCACCCACUCAGUACUACUAAAUUGUAAAUUUCGGCAUACUAAAACGCUGUUUUCUGACCAUCAGAAUUCUGUCAAAUCUUCCCCAAAGUCCAGGAAAUAGCAUUUCAGAGACUCUAUAAAUUUAAAAAUUUCCUCGGACCUUCGGCCCUCACUUUCAGCCCCCAAUCAAAAACAGCUUCCUACGGCACUGCAUAAAAUUCAAGGACUUUCAAGGCUUUUUGAAUUUUUGUUUUCAAAUUGAAGGACUGUCAAGUUUUGUACGAACCUUUGUCAUAAAUAUCAGAGCCCAACAUAAAAACUUUAACAAAGCCAUUAAAACAGUUGAGAUUUUAAAGAAUUUUUAUUGCAACGUUUCGUCUUUAACUUAAGACAUCUUCAGACUAGAUAAAAUUACAUGAGAUUUGAAUAUAUAUAAGCUAAUUAUAAUCUAUUAGCUCAUAUAUAUUCAAAUCUCAUGUAAUUUUAUCUAGUCUGAAGAUGUCUUAAGUUACAAUAAAAAUUCUUUAAAAUCUUAACUGUUUUAAUGGCUUUGUUAAAAGUUAUAUGUUGGGCUCUGAUAUUUAUCAUAAGAAUUCGUUUUCCGCCUGGCAAAUCUCUGGCAACGAUAUCGAACCCUUGUCGAUAUCGUCUCGAACGAUCUGUGCCAGUGUAGAUAACGACAACAACAAGACAGUUCCGGAUUAAGUGAGAAACAACAAUCUGAAAAUUAUAAACAGAUUUUUAUACAGUAGCGAACUACAACUACUUCGCUACUACCCACCCUUGCCUUUCAUUCCCUAGCCUGUCUUCCAGUCCACUACACACAACGGUUGAGUGGACUGGAACGCAGGCUAUCAUUCCUUAGCUAAGUCAACAUCUUCAUCACUGCACAUUUUUAUUGAUUAAUAUUCGCUUCCUAUCCGGGCUUACGGAUUGGAAGCUUCGUCAAACAGAAUCUGCUGUUUUCCACAAAAUAGAACAAUUACAACAUUAAUUUUUACUUACUGUAUUAACCACAGUUCAUCAUUUGAACUGAUUUGAAAAUACACCUGAGUGGACCACGUUUGACCACGAGUGGCAAAGGAACGUUUGCUGUAAAUAAAUCUGAAUUUUGAAAAUCAUCAGUCUUUGAUUAUAUGUAUAAUUCAAACCUCAGCACAGAUAUUUAUUAUAGCACUUUUUCGCCUUUUAUCAUAAUUCUGCUAUAUAUCCCGAAGCGGCUUUUUUGUCACUCGUGCAUGUCAUUCGUAUUUGUGGUCAUCUCUGAGAUAUCUUAACACUUCUACUUUAAUUUAGGAAAAUGUUGACGUGAUGAAGCAAUCUCAAGAUGUUAUAAAUGUCAAAGUAAAUAAAAUGAAGGUAAGACAACAUUGUCUUGGGAACUUUUAAGGCUUAUUUUGCGAACAAUUCUCGAUGUUUCACUAGUAAAAACGCUACAUACGUCUACUUGAAAACAUGGAAAAGCUUUCAAUCUGUAAGCCAUAAGAUUUUCAUGAUUGCACAAAUGAUUUUAUUGACGACGAUUUGAGCUUACGGAUUGCAAGCUUGGUCAAAAAACGAUCAAUCUGAUGUUUUUCACGAAACAGAACAAUUAUGAGUUAUGUAUGUUUACUCACUGCGUGAACCAUAUUUUAUCAAAAGGUAUCCCGUGUCAUCUCUGAGAUAUCUGACCAUUAACACCGCAACCUAGAUAUGCAAGUUUUUAAUUUUACUAUUCAGGAUAAUGUUGACGAGAUAAAGCAAACUCAAGCAGAAAUGAAAGCAGAUCAAAUGGCGUUUCAAGCAGAGGUAAGGAACCAAUUUGAAAGAAUGACAGAAAUGUUCGGUAAGCUGUUGGAAAGAAGAAAUAUAAACAACAAUGGUGCUCAAGCUUUAGAUCCACCAGUUCCAGUCAACGACCAAGACAUUAUUAUUGUUGGCGGUUUUUAUGCCCCAGGAAAUAAAAGUGUAUCGAAAACAGUAGAAAAAUUCAACAUAGCAAAAGGGAAAUCGACUCGGCUACCAAAACUCAAUCACCCUCGAGCAAGUUCAGCAUCAUGUGUUUACAACGGCGACGUCAUCAUCACUGGCGGCUUCGAUGGUCAAGGUGGUACAGACAGCAUUGAGAUUUUAAAGAUGAACCAGGGUCCUUUGCGAUGGAUGAUGUUUGAUGGUAAACUGCCGGUCAAGUUAUCUGAUCAUGACGUUAUAGUUUAUCAAAGUAAACUAUACGUCAUAGGAGGACAUAACGCGAGUGAAAAUAAAAUAAAUGAUAACAUCUACGAGCUGUCUAUUAUCCCGCCUUAUACUGCCAAGCCGCUGGCUAGAAUGCCUCAGCCAAGAAGAAACCACAGAGCAGAGAUUGUAAACGGCAAACUACUUAUCUUGGGAGCAUCGAACACAGGCUAUAGUAAAGACGCCAUUGAUAGCGUUGUCGUGUACGAUUUCAUCAAGAAUAAGUUCAAACCAUGUCCAUCGUUACCCAAGUCUGUCUGGGGAAUGUCCACAGUUACUUGGGGUAACAUGGUGAUACUUAUUGGCGGUAGGGAUAAGAAUGACCAGGUCUUAAAUGAAGUCACCAUGUACGACACUGAAUCAGGACAAAGUCAGAAGUUGCCUCCACUGAUACACAAGAGGUGUGGUUCCUCAGCAGUAAUUAUGCAUGACGUCAUUGUUGUAUUGGGAGGAUGGAGUAAAGAGGAGGGAUUUCUCAACUCAGUAGAAAGUUUCACAAUCGGAGGUGAUCAUUGGAGAGAACUGCCAGGGAUGAAAGAAAAAAGAGCUAACGCAACUGCUGUAGUAAAACCUCACAACUGAAAAGCUCUCCAUAUAAACUUCUUAUUCGCCUUUGCAUGCAUAUCAUAAAUGAUCCAAUAAACGCCCACUCUCUAAUAAACGCCUUCUAUCUAAUAGACACCCUGGUCAACCCAGACUUUGUUAAAAUAGAUGCGUCACUCUUUAAAAAGUCUCUUAUGUGAUAAACGUCCCUCUCCCUACUCGAGAAUUUCCAAGAUUUAAAUAAUUUAAUUAAACAUUUAUUGGAUUGAACGCUUAUUAAAUUAUUAAUGUUGGGCAUAUAGGUGCAAUGGAAUGUAAGAGCUAUGAAAGUUGAAGAUUUUGACUUUCGUUCACUCUGCAAACUCUUGGAAAGUGUUAUUUAAGAAACCUAGAUAUGCCGUAUGUAAGAAUAAACGCCCCUCUCUAAUAGACGCCUUUAUCUAAUAAACGCCCCCUUCAAGGUACGAAAAUUUAAUCAACGCCCAGGGCAUUUAUUGGAUCAUUUACGGUACUUUGUGCCAUGAGGGUUGAUCAUCAGAUUUAUAAUUUCAUGUCCUGUAGAUACUAAAUAUUCACACAAAAGAAAAUAAAUAACAUUGACUGAAACCUGAUCAUAAAACACCGGCCCUGAGUUCUAACCCUUCAAUGAUGGUUACGGUUCAGAGUUGUUUAAUGCCCAGCAGGCUUCAGUCAAUGUUAUUUAUUUCCCUUUCAUUUGCAUAUUUAGUAUCUACAUGACAUGAAAUUAUAACCAUCAUCAAUGACCUGCACUUGGGUUAACUCUCUGAUCUCAAAUCUAGCUCUGCAUAGUGCAUCCUCUAUGCAGAAAUGAAGGCAAUGUCGGCCAUAUUGAUGUGAGCAGCACAAAUCUACUGUGGUGUUGAUGACAUAGUGUAAGAGGUUCUUACAGUUUCUAGUUAUCGCUGAGAAAGGAUAAACAUUGUCUGAAUAGAAAUUUAUCAACAGUCGCCUCUCUUCCCGCUUAAAUUUGCUCGUGAAUAACUGAUGUCACACCAAGAUGGUUGCCACAAGUCUCAUUAUCUAGUGUUUAAAACGUUCUAAAACUCAUUAGAAGAAAUACGGGAGGCUAUAUUUUUUAAGUUACAUAGGAAAAGACAUUUGCUUCAUAAUGUAGCUAAUUUAAAGACGUCGUGAUCCGAUUUGCAGAGAUUUUGACAGACUUUGCGAUCUCAUCUGAUUCUAAAUAUUCUGACUUCAAAAUUGGUUUACUGAAUACAAAAGGAAACUCCAUCCAGUGUUUUGAGAUCAGUGGGUUAACUAAAACUGACUUCAAAAUUGGUUUACUGAAUACAAAAGGAAACUCCAUCCAGUGUUUUGAGAUCAGUGGGUUAACUUUACUGUGAAGCGUAUUGUGUUGCCACUUUAUAUAUAGCUUGUAUAAUUUCUAUGUAAAUAUUGUAUGUAUAAAUUACUUUUCCUAUAACUAGUAUUUGUUUAAACAAAGAUUUUGAUCAAUUUAAUCAUGUAAAAGUUUUAGAUAUAACCUAUAUAAUCUCUGUGUAAAUAUUGAACGUGUAGUUUCGUUGAAAAAAACCUUAGCAUGCUAAUAUACCUUUUGUUGAACAAAAACAUUUUAAUCUGAACAUUGACAUUAGUAAGAAGUAA
This is a messenger RNA of Paramuricea clavata, 6009 nucleotides long. The record is from the annotation of a GenBank genome assembly. NCBI's taxonomy places the organism in Eukaryota, Metazoa, Cnidaria, Anthozoa, Malacalcyonacea, Plexauridae.